AAGCUAACAGUAAAAGAAAGACGAAAGUAACUCAACCAAGUUCGGUACAUUGAGGUUGUAACGGUCGAAAUGGAAGCUGUAAAAAUGGCGACACCCACGUGGUUUCAUCGUCAUCACCACUCACUCACUCACUCACACGGUUCUCACUUCGUGAAGAAGAGAAAACACAAACAGAACCAUCUUCUUCAUCAAAUUCAUGAAUGACACUGUUCCCAAGUACCCAACCCAACCAUGCAAAUUCUCACCGCCCUCUCUUUCUCUUCCUUCUUUCUUCUUCUCUUAUUCCUUUUCCUAUUCGGUAACGCACACGGGUUCGGCUCAAUGGGACCAAUCUCCGCGUCGUUCGGAAGAGACGAGGUUUUUUGCUCCAUCGAUGCUAGUGGAAAACAGGACGUUAUUUGUUGGGGGAACAACGCCACGUCACCGUCGCUCUCCGCCGUCGCAAACGCCAUCCCUGCUAUGUCAGCACUCUCCGGCGGGGAGGGCUUUCUCUGCGGCAUUUUAGCGAACACAUCGCAAGCGUUUUGCUGGAGCGCUGUAACGAAACCGAGCGCAGAUCUAAUCCUCGUGCCUCCGGCGUACCGGAACACCGCUUAUUCCCACAUCGCCGCCGGCCAGAAUCACGUAUGCGCCGUCAAGGGAUCCUACUUCGCCGAUCGCGAUUCCGGCACCGUUGACUGCUGGGAAAUCACGAAAACCGCGAACAAAACUUUGACGGCGAAACAGAGCGAUAAGUUCAACGACCAAUUAAUGUCGAAUCUGGAGGUGAAGAGGGUUGUUUCCGGUGAAGGGUUCACCUGCGGCGAGGUAAACGACGGUGGACUAAUCUGCUGGGGACCCACUUCGGAAAAUUUGGGAAACAUUAACAUUUCCAAUGUUACCGACAGUUUUGCGGUUCUGGUGGCUGGCCGGAGCGCCGUUUGCGGCGUUUUCAACGUUUCCGGCGAGUUAAAAUGCUGGGGCGACCCGGUUUCGUAUUCGGAUCCUCCGUUGGAUUCGGUUCGGUUAGUCUCUCUAUCAGCAGGGGCUAACCAUUUCUGUGGCGUGAGAAUGGAUAAUCACGAAGUUGAAUGCUGGGGUGAUUUGAAUUCCUCGGUUGUUCCAAAAGGUAAUGGCUUUAUGGCUAUUGCUUCUUCGGAUUUCACCACGUGCGGGAUCAGGGAAGAUGAUCUUCUUCUGGAUUGUUGGUUGGUCAACGCUUCAAAACCCGAUUUUGAUCCUCCUUUGGAGCUUUCAAGCCCUGGACUCUGCAGGGCUAGUGAGUGUGGGGUUGAUGAGUUUGCUUUCAAUGUUAGUGUUCUUAACGAGCUAGCUUUGACAAGCUUGUGUGUUAGAGAAGAUUUGAGGAUUUGUUCUCCUUGUGGGUCAAAUUGUUCCAAAGGAUACUUCUUGUCUAGUGAAUGUACUAGGAAUGCUGAUAGAGUUUGCACUGCUUGUUCUCUUUGUCAGAACAGCUCUUGUUUUAAUGUUUGUGGACUUCACUCUUCAUCGGGGCUUCAUUUGCAUUGGCAUUGGCAUGAUUUACGUAAAUGGGUGGUGAUAGUUGGGUGUCCAGUUUUGGGGUUUUUGGUUAUUUUGCUUUGUGGGUGUCUUCUUAUGGUUAGAAAGAGGUCUAAGAAGCAAUCCAAGUCUUGCAUGGGAAAACCGGAUCAGGAGGAUGAUCAUGUGAAUGUUGCUCUUAACUCUACACCUUCGGUUAAUUCUUGCCCCGGUGUGCCUCAGGUUUUCAGGCUUUCUGAGCUGAAGGAUGCUACUAAUGGGUUCAAGGAGUUUAAUGAACUUGGGAGGGGGAGUUAUGGGUUUGUGUAUAAGGCUGCAUUAGCUGAUGGGAGAGUGGUUGCUGUUAAAAGAGCAAAUGCUGCUACCAUUAUCCACACUAAUAACCGUGAUUUUGAAACGGAGCUGGAGAUUCUAUGCAAAAUUCGCCACUGUAAUGUUGUCAACUUGUUGGGGUAUUGCGCGGAGAUGGGGGAGAGGUUGCUUGUCUACGAGUAUAUGCCUCACGGGACGCUCUAUGAUCACCUCCACGGUGGUCUUUCUCCGCUGACUUGGAGCCUCAGGUUGAAGAUUGCGAUGCAGGCCGCAAAAGGACUUGAGUAUCUUCACAAGGAACCUGUGCCUCCAAUUGUGCACAACGAUCUUAAAAGUUCCAACAUUCUUUUGGAUUCGGAGUGGGGGGCAAGGAUUUCGGACUUUGGACUUCUUGCUUCGAGUGACAAGGAUCUCAAUGGGGACCUAGAAAGUGAUGUUUACAAUUUUGGGAUUGUGUUGCUUGAGGUUCUGAGUGGAAGAAAGGCUUAUGAUAGGGAUUACACCCCUUCCAACAUGGUUGAGUGGGCAGUGCCUUUGAUCAAACAAGGGAAAGGUGCUGCUAUAAUUGAUAGGUACGUGGCUCUUCCAAGAAAUGUUGAACCUUUGCUAAAGCUUGCUGAUAUAGCAGAGCUUGCUGUGAGAGAGCGUCCAAGUGAGCGUCCACCUAUGUCAGAUAUAGCAUCUUGGUUGGAGCAAAUUGUGAAGGACGGAUUGAUCUUAUAGCAUUAAUCAUUGCCCUGUGAGAAACUUGUUUCGAAUUUUGAUCCAUCCACAAUAUCUUCUUUUUCAUAAAUUUCUGUGAGUAAUGCUCUCUUCUGCGAUUGUAAAUUGUUUUGAGUUUGUUGUAGAUUGCUUAUCUCCUUUGUAGUAGUUCUUUGGGUUUACUUUUCCUAAUCUUCACGAAGUGAAGGACAUGGCAUUAUUGCAACAUACACACAUGCUGUGAAUUUUUUUUCCUCUCAUAUAAGCCUAAGACCAUUUCCAGCAUACAGAUAGAAUCAAUUUACAUGUACAACAGUGACUUAAAAUGGUAGUCAACAUGAAUUUUUUUGGUCAGGCAUUAGUGAUUCAAUAAAUGUGCAACCUUGUUCUUGCUGGAAACCACCACUCUGGUCAUUUAGCAAUUGAGAAUAGUAAUUUUGUCACACUUCCAGCAGUAAAACUUUUAUUAUUACCUUGGUA
This is a messenger RNA of Glycine soja, 2994 nucleotides long. Its product is annotated as serine/threonine-protein kinase-like protein CCR1. The coding region runs from base 232 to 2535 and encodes 767 amino acids. Gene Ontology annotation, biological process: protein phosphorylation. Lineage: Eukaryota; Viridiplantae; Streptophyta; Magnoliopsida; Fabales; Fabaceae. The transcript has a single exon. The record is from RefSeq and is a predicted model, not a curated record. Gene Ontology annotation, molecular function: ATP binding; protein kinase activity; protein binding.